CAGAGCGAUCGCAACUGAAGACAUUUAAUUCUUUUUUGAUACCGAACAAAUUCGUUGCAAAGUUUAAACGAACGUACACAGACCGACCGACAGUCACACGCCGUAAUCUCGUUGACUCGAUGAAGACUUAGACGUACAAUAGUCGGCAAGAGUGGCGAUCGUUGAACGAUCGCUUGUAAUAUCAAUUUUGCGCAGGGCGUUCCUGCAUUACAUUUACAAAAGAUUGACCAAGAGGUUUUUUUGGUGCGCUUGAGUUUCCAACAGCUACUUUCUGAUCCAGUGUUCAGCAGCAAAUACCGCCCGAUCAAGUGCAUGGAAUAACGUAUAAAACGGAAGAACCUGGUCGCGUAACGAACGUCCACGUUAAAAUUGUUGACUGCGUUUUUGAUGAUUUUGACCACGGUUUGAUGGACGUCCUUCGGAGGAUAACAGCAUAACGACUACAGCAGACGUCAUUCACCACCCAUCAACCUACGGCCGGGUGUUCAACGCAAAUUCAAACAAACUAGGCUGGCCCUAGUGUUAGAGCCAGUAACAAGGAAGGCAAGAAAGCAAGGAGACAGCCAGUUAUUUGGUACAGUUUUUCAUUUUGUUUCGAAAAGCAUUACUACACGGAUUGUAACGAAAAGCAGCAAAGUUAUUGACACGACAAGACAACGUCGUUUGGGCGAUACGCAAGUUUAAUUUGACCGCGCGGAAGGCCGGGAACAGCCGUGCGUUUAACCCGGGGGACGGAGGAACAAUGAUGGCAUCGUGCUCGUCCUUCGGCAGGCACAUCUUCCUGAACGGUGGACCGCCGAGCGAAACGACGAGUGAAAUCUCGUCGGUCGAGAGUGACUGGGGCGAUCUGCGAUCCAUCGCGGCCCAGCUCGGUGUCGCCAAUCCGGACGAUCUGCAUGUCGAGCGGUUCAAGGUGGACCGACAGAAGCUGGAGGACAUGAUAAAGGUGGAAACAUAUUCAGAGGGAAUGAAUAGUGCCGAGGAAUUCUUCACGAAUGUCAUGAAGGAAACCACCACCUACGUUAGCUGGCCCUGCCGGUUGAAGAUUGGCGCGAAGACGAAGAAAGAUCCUCACAUCAGGAUCGUCGGUAAGAUGACGGAUGUACUGCGCGCGAAGGAUAAAGUCAUGAGCCGGCUCGACUCCAGGGGAAGCCGUGUCAUCAUGAAGAUGGACGUAUCGUACACGGAUCACUCGUUCAUCAUCGGGCGCGGUGGGAACAACAUCAAGAAGAUUAUGGAGGAGACGGCGACGCACAUCCACUUCCCGGACUCGAACCGCUCGAACCCGACCGAGAAGAGCAACCAGGUGUCCAUGUGCGGCAGCAUCGAGGGAGUCGAACGGGCACGAUCACUCGUGCGCCACUCGACCCCGCUACUGAUUUCAUUCGAGUUGCCCAUCCUGGCUCCGGGCAAGACGCCUCCGGACAACGAUACACCGUACGUGAAGGAGGUCGAAGCAGAGUACGGCGUCCAGGUGAUCUUUUCCACCCGGCCCAAGUUGCACUCCUCGCUGGUGCUGGUAAAGGGCUCGGAAAAGGAAGAGCAGAUGGUGAAGGAGGCCACCAGGAGGCUAAUGGAUCUGAUGUGUGAGAACAUGGCGAAUCAAAUACCGGUCCAGAUGCAGCUGGAAAUCUCGACCCAGCACCAUCCGAUCGUGCUUGGGCGGGCAUCGAGCAAUUUGCGGGAAAUUAUGAACCGAACUGGAACGCAGAUAAUGUUCCCGGACGCAAACGAUGUGAACAUCAAGCCAAUCAAGCGUUCCCAGGUGACCAUUACCGGUACGAUUACCGGUGUCUAUCUGGCGAGGCAGCAGUUGAUUGGAAGUCUACCGAUCGCGCUCAUCUUCGACUAUCCGGACAACACGGUCGAUUCGGAGGAAAUCACCAAGCUGAUGCUGACGCACGACGUGUUCAUCUCGGUGCGCCAGAAGUCUCGCCAGAGUACACUCUGCAUUGUUAUCAAGGGCAUCGAGAAGUUCAUUGCGAAUAUUUACGAGGCGCGCCACCAGCUGCUGAAGUCGACCGGACCGCGAGUGAUCGCUGAGGUACCCCGGACGUACUUCGGACCCACCGAACACCCACAGCAGACGUCCCAAAACAUCUCGGCAUUGCUGGCCGGGCCCGUCGCACCACCGUUCUCGCCCCUUUCGCCCAUCAAUUCUAUGCCGUUUGUUGGCUGGCCGUCGCCAAGCCCGGCACCGCUCGGGCCGUCGACCGAGUUCGCGUUCAGUCACAUGCGCGGCCAGUUCCAAAACUUCCACAUGGCUAAACCGACGUCGGCCCAUUCGCAGCUUCACCCGUUGUCGAUUCCACCGGGGCUGGAUAGGGCGUUGGUUGGAGGGUCCGGGAAUAAACCGUCGUUGCAUUUACCCAAUCCGCAUCUUCUGUCGGUCCCACCAGGACAUGGUGGUGGUGGAGGUGGCGGAGGCGGUGGAUUCCUUCAUCAUCAACAACAUCAGUCUCAACUUCAUCAGCAGCAGCAACAGCAUCAUCAUCACCAUCAGCAGCAGCAGUACUCACUCCAUCAACGAAACACGCAGCAACAUCAGCAAACCUCGAGCGGAAACGUAGGUAAUCUCUCGAGCUCGACCACACUCACCGCCGGCAGUCAGAACAACAGCCACAACGACAUCCACUCCAGUGGAUAUCAGAGUCUGAACUGCUCCGGCAGCAGCUCGCUGGAUCAGCCCUUUCAGGCGAACUCGUCGACAGCCGGUUCGUUGUCGGCGGUUUCAUCCACUUCGCUCAUCAAUGGCUCGCCUGAUCACCAGAGUCCGAGUGUGUCCGGAGCCGGUGGGUUGGGUCGUUGCCGGCACGUCACCUGUACGCCCGAGAGCCCCCAGUUCCCAUCGGACGUCGAACAACGGACUCCACUGGCAUUCGAUCAGAAGCAUUCGAUUAACGAGACGUUUUUGUUUAACCUGGACCCGCGAGUUGUGGCCGGAUACAAAGCGAUGCACAUGUCACCGCAGCAGGGUGAAAUACGCACACCGACACUUUCGUGGCAGGGUUUGGGCUUGAGUCAGUCGACACCGGCCCCGCUCGAGGGGUGCGAUCUAAGUUGGGGCAACUCGUCGUCUUCAAGCAGCGGUGGGGGUGGCGUCGGCAGUGGGGCUGCCAAUGUCAGCACGAGCAGCAGCUCCAGCAGUGGACACAAUGACUCGAGUCGCCACAAUAUGACGACCACCAUGAUCGAGGUGACGCCACGACAUCAGCGCGAGCAGAUGGCCCAGUACAAUGACGUCACGACUAUCCUGACCGGGCUUGGGCUGGAGCACUACAUCAAGAACUUCAUCAACGGCGAGAUCGAUAUGACCGUCUUCCAGACGCUCACCGACCAGGAUCUGCUUAAUCUGGAUAUCAAGCCGCUUGGGGCACGUCGCCGAAUACUGAUGGCCAUCCACGACCUGUGCGCUCGCCAGGGCAAUGGGCUUUUCGGUGGCUCAGCCCUCUCUCCAUCGGCGCUGCCGUCAUCGUUAUCCCGUUUUUCCGGGUCCGCCGCACCCGGCGCGGAACGACGCAGCUCCAGUGGACAGUAGACGUGAGCUGCUCGAACCCAACGAGAUGGAGACGCGACCGUGACGAUGCUGAUGUCUUGUGAUAUAACUCCGGCUCCAGCACGAUUCGGAACAACAAACAUGCAUGGAAUGAAGGCGUUCGAUACCUCCCUUUUCUUCGAAGGGAAGAACUGGUGGUGCUUUGGUGCCUAUAGAUUGUAUAUAAUUCCCGCACCCCGGAAAUGAAGGGGAAAAUUAAUUAAACUCUCGUUUAAUUAAUCGUUUCCUUGCAACAUUUCCGCCAACGCUUACAGUGGCCUGUCACUGGGGCCCUGAUCCGGCGAUAAUUGGAGCAUUGAAUCUCGUGCCACACGGACUCUUGGUGGAUUCUUCGAAAGCAAAAUAAAAGCAUUGACUGCACUUCUAUGCACACUGCAUCGAUGCUUCCGAGUCCGGAAUCGGAAGCACACGUCACGCCGUACAUGACGCAGCCGUUGCUCAACUGUCGCAUCUGUGUCGGAUCAAGUGGAAGCGGAAAAUUGUCCAUCGAGCCAACAAAAGAGACCGCACGGCAUGAGGGGUACUAUGUCGCACACGAUGCCGACCCGAUUUGCUUCGGUUCAAUUGUAGAUUGUGCGAAAUAUCCCGGCCGGACGGGCAAUCUGUCGCAAGACGGCCACUGGACCGCCACUGCGGACCGAAAAGUGGACCAAAUGAGACGAAAGACCGCAGAACGAGCACAGAAGGCACGCGGAAACAGGAAGCCAAGAAGUGGCGAGUCCCGAGCACGCCCAGUACGGACACGGACCCAAAUGCUACCAGCUCGGCGUGCAUCUCGCCUACCAACCGGCGGGCGAAGUGCAGCAGUACAAUAAUUGCAAUUAAAUGGAACUGCAAAAUCCGCCCUUAAUCCUGUUUGGAAAGUGGUGGCCACCAGCCAGGCUGCAACCCGGUGCUACGCUUUCUUUUUUCUUCCAACGGAAAAAAGAGAACCAACGCUUUUAAAAAGGACACAAACUGACGUGCGGACAUCCAAGUUUCUCAAACAACGAUACUACAUUCGACUAGGACAAACGUAAGACAGUGAGGUUAAAUCCGCCAAGAGAGACAUGUGUUCAACUGUGAGCUUACAAACAUUCUAAAGCCAAUGCCCUCCCCUGAAUCCAUUAUCGAAUCGAACCUUCCCUUUCCUGCAAACCCAAAAUGACGUCAUAAACGUCAACAGUGCAUCAGUCGCGAAGAGAUUUAAUCGUUGUCUCCAUCUCAGCAAGCCUUUCGCAUGGACUCC
Molecule: messenger RNA, 4784 nt
Organism: Anopheles coustani
Lineage: Eukaryota; Metazoa; Arthropoda; Insecta; Diptera; Culicidae
Gene: BicC
Product: protein bicaudal C homolog 1-B
Exons: 9
Coding region: 743-3538 (931 amino acids)
Cellular component (GO): cytoplasm
Molecular function (GO): RNA binding; protein binding
Source: RefSeq, a predicted model, not a curated record